AUGACGCGAAAUUUCUGGAACAGCCAGCAUCCUUUCUCCACCAAGUCUGCUUUGGUCUCUGUUUUGCAAAUCCUCGCAAGUCCGGCUCGCAGUACUGCGCAUGAUGAACCAAGAGCAACCACAACAGUGAUCGUUCCAGCCACUAAAAUCUAUUAUCCGCCAUCCGAGUCUGCGCCCGUCCCGGUCACAAGCCCCGAUCGUUGGGUGCUCCCGUUGGUCGGACUGUCCAGGGAUGCUACAACGCCUUGGGGGGCCAAUGUUACGAGUGGGAAUGGCACGGUGAAUGCGUAUACGAUAUCUCUUGGGCAAGGCGAUAGCGACAAUGAUUGUGGGGGGAACGGCACCCAGCUGCUGAGCCGAACACAGUACCCCUUGGUGGACGCCCAGUUCAUAGGAGACCUCAAUGGCAACCGUGCCAAUCUCUCUGUAUCCCAGAACAGCCAUCACAUACUCAACCUGGGGAACGACUCUCACCUGACCGUAACCACCAGCAGUGAUGACGAGGAUUUUCCCAUCAGCACAGUUCCCUUUGGCUUGAACCUCGGCCAUAAAGGCGAAUGGAAUGGUUCACUUGCACUAGGCGGGCUCUACGACGCCAAUCGGCUCACCGAUGAUGCGACAUCCUGGAUCUCCAUCGCAGAGACCAUGAACAACAAUGGCACCUUUCUGCAGACCGGCAAGCAGACCCUCUCCGCCGUCAUUGUACGCAUCUGGCAGUAUAAUCCCAGUCCGAGCAUCACCAACCCGAGCAUCAACGCCAGGGUCAAACGGUCCGGUCCGUUCUCGGCCUCGGACGAGUCUGAACCCAGUGUCGUCUAUUCUGCUCGGUUGGAUCUGACCAGCGACAUGCUGAUCCUACCACGGGACUGGUGCGGCCGCAACAUAACGCUGGAAAUCAACAUGUUCCCGAACCGAGUCGCGAGUGUCUCUAGUUCGAUUUUGAUCGGAAUCCCCGGGAACCUGACCGACAGCAGCAGCCGGUGCAGCUUCGAGCAGGAUACUGAGGUGAUUGUCCUCGGUCGUCCGUUCUUUCAGGCGGCCUACCUCUACGUUGACGUAACCGGCGAACUGAGGAUCCUUCCUGCCAAUCAGUACGACCUUCCACCCAAACCGGUUCCGUUCAAUGCAACUGCGAGACCGGUUCUGCCUGACCGCCGCACCUCAACGUACAGCCCCGGUGCUGCGGGUGGAACGUUGGUCAAAGGCAGCUGGGGCGACCGAAACUUGCCUGUUGGGACGACGGUCAAUCGUGCUCUUGUCGUUUUGCUCGUGCUUGCUGGUUUUGCAUUCUUGCUUUGA
Aspergillus fumigatus Af293 is the source of this 1299-nucleotide messenger RNA. RefSeq lists its product as uncharacterized. The transcript has a single exon. The record is from RefSeq and is a predicted model, not a curated record. The coding region runs from base 1 to 1299 and encodes 432 amino acids. NCBI's taxonomy places the organism in Eukaryota, Fungi, Ascomycota, Eurotiomycetes, Eurotiales, Aspergillaceae.